AGUUCCUGGAGGGCAGGGACCAUGUUUUGACCUUUUUGAGUGUUUCCAUAAAUAAUAUUGUGCCGUCCCACUUUAGUGAAACAAAGUCCUUAGUGUAUUGCCAGAGAAACCGAGGCAAGAUGGAGAUGAGAGAAUAUCUAAUAAUUUAUUUAAAAGGGAGAGUUUUACUGGGACCAAAUGGAUCCAUGGUUUGGUUCCAGGGCUGAAUGAGACUACCAUCUCCAAGAAUCCUGAAAACAAUGUGAGUUCUCAAUGACAUGUGGCUCAGACGCAGGGGGUAGACUGAGGCAGGGGCAGAGUCAGGGUGCUGAGAGCAGGAAGGGACUUUGACAGGGCCGGAUGAGCCACAGGAGAUGGGAUGACAUAAUCAGGGGGAGGCACCACCGACAUGGGAAGAGGCAUCUUGAUAAGAUGGUAUCUGAUAUUCUGAUAGCUUGGGAUGGGGAGAGACAUUCUGAUAUUCUAAAAUAUAAGAGGGAGGGAUGGUUUUGCAGGAUUGAGCAGAAAAAUUAUAAGCUGAAGCAGAACAAUUAGGAAAACUGAGUCAGGAUAAUUAGGGAAACUGAGGCAGGACAAUAAAAGAGAACUGUGGCAUAAUCAUUAGCACCUGUAAUUUUUCUCUUGUUCAGUCGUGUCAGAUUGUUUGUCACCUUUUUUUUUUUUUUUUUUUUGAUGGGGGGGGGGGGUUCUUAGCAAAGACACUGGAUUGGCUUGUCAUUUCCUUCUCCAGCUUAUGUUACAGAUGAGGAAACUGAAGCCAGGAUCACACAGCUACUAGGUAUCUGGGACUGAAUUUGAAUUCUGGUCCUCUUGAGCCCAGACCCAGUAUUCAAUCCACUAAGCCUCUAUGAACAUCAGCUACUAUUCGUUGAUGCGAUGGGUGCUUAUUACUCUUGGGAUACAGGACAAGUCGCUUAACGACGGUCUAGGCCUCCGUUUUCCCCUCUGCACAUGAAGAAUUUGGUGUGGCUCUGCAAAUGAUGAGGCUCUAUAAUUGUUCUGAGAUCAGCUCAAGUCGCACAGCUCAGGCUCCACAGAGAACAGAGAGCGAGGUGACGCAACUCGGGGUUAUUUCAGGCAUGGAACAGUGAAAAACAACGGGAUUCCAACCGCCCCAGUCUCCUAGAGGGGCUCCGUCAAAAUCUUCCCGGGCCGGACCUAUACGUCACUUCCGGUUCCGGGCCCUCGUCUUGAUCCCGGAUUUGGAUGUGCUCGAGGGUUGUGGGCUAGCUUUUUCCUCUCUUCCUUCUCCCCACGAUGUCUGCGUACCUAGUGUGGUUACACUGAGCCCUGGGCGCUGCCCCCAGAGCAGGUUUUAGAGCUCUCAUUUGGUUGUGAUCUCCCUGAUGGAGCAAAGGGAAAAGUUGUUGGUACCAAAUCUUGAGGGUUCCAAGGAGAAAAAGAUCUUGAGAAGCUCUUAUACAGAGAAUAAGAACAGCCUGGAAACUCUUACCCAGAAGUAUCCUAAAGAUGAGGAACCUAAGGAGAUACCAUCAGAAUAUGGUACAUCAGAGUAUGGAACAUCUGAGAAAGAUGUUCCCCCAAACACUGACCCUGAGAAUACUAAAGAAAUGCCAUUAGGAAGGAACAACAGGGUCAGGUUCUGGAGUUUUGAGUGGAAAAAUGCUCAUGAAAAUAAUUGUAAAACAGAAACUCAGUGGGGUAAGCCUAUAGGAAAAGAACAAAGUAAAUCUAUUUCCUGGGAAUGGGGCUCCAGAAAAAACAUUGCCAUUACUAUCCAUCAGUCACUACCCAAAAGAGAAAAAUCCCACAAGUGUCUGGAAUGUCAGAAGAGCUUCAAUAACAUCUCUCACCUUCGAACUCAUCAAAGGACUCACACAGGAGAAAAGCCUUAUAAAUGUUUGGAGUGUGAGAAAUGCUUUAGUAACAGCUCCCAUUUGAUUCAGCAUCAGAGAACUCACACAGGAGAAAAGCCCUAUCAAUGUAACAAGUGUGGGAAAAGCUUUAGCAGUACCUCACACCUUAUUAUCCAUGAGAGAACACACACAGGAGAGAAGCCCUAUAAAUGUCCAGAAUGUGGAAAGAGUUUCAGUAGCAGCUCACAUCUUAUUCAGCAUCACAGAUCUCAUACAGGAGAAAAACCUUAUGAAUGUCCUGUGUGUGGGAAAUGCUUCAGUCACAGCUAUGUUCUAAUUGAGCAUCAAAGGACCCACACAGGAGAAAAGCCCUAUAAAUGUCUUGACUGUGGGAAAAGAUUUAGUCAGAGUUCCAGCCUUAUUCGCCAUCAGCGCACACAUACUGGUGAGAAACCCUAUAAAUGUCUUGAGUGUGAAAAAAACUUUGGUUGUAACUCUACCCUUAUAAAGCAUCAGAGAAUUCACAAAGGAGGAAAACCAUAUAAAUGUCCAGAAUGUGGGAAAAAUUUUAGCUGCAUUUCAAACCUUAUUACACAUCAAAAAACACACAUAGAAGAGAAAUCCUAUGAGAGUACAGAAUUUGGUGUAAAUUUGAAUCACAAUUGUAAUGCAGUAGAAUGCCAGAGAACUCAGCCAGGAGAGAAAACGUAUAAGUGUGAGUGUGGGAAAAGUUUCAACCUUAGUUCACACCUUAUUAGACAUCAGAGAACACAUACAGGAGAAAAACCCUAUAGAUGUCCUAAGUGUUGGAAAACUUUCAGUCAAAGCUCCACACUGGUAAUUCACCAGAGAAUUCAUACAGGAGAGAAACCAUAUAAAUGUCCUGACUGUGGGGAAGGUUUCAGUCAAAGCUUUAAUCUUAUCAGACACCAAAGGACCCAUAUGGGAGAAAAACCUUAUAAAUGUACUGAUUGUGAGAAAUCUUUCACUCGUAAUGCUUAUCUCAGUCAGCAUCAAAAAAUGCACAUAAGAGAAAAGCUCUUUCAGUUCCCCGAAGUUGAGGAAAAUUUUACUCAUGAAUGGACCUAGAAACGCCAGGGAUGAGGGGAGGAGGAGAAGGGACAUGGACUUCAUUCACUCAUUUCCAAUUUUCAUAUCUCUUUCCUCAUGAAAGGAAGUUUGUUGUAAACUUUUCCUUUUAUUGAACCAUCAUAAUUAGGAUCUAGUAAAAAUUAGUUUACUGUUGAAUUUCUUUGGCUUAUCAUCAACUCUGAAAAAGAAAGCUAAGGCCACUCUACUUAGAAGAUGCAAAGACUCAAACCAACCAGGUCAUGGAUCUUCCCAGUGACACACAGCAUCAAGGAUGGAAAGAAAACAAUUCUUUAUUUAAGGUAAGACAGAAAUAGUUCAGAUUAAUCCUAAAAACAAAUUUUAAGAAAAAAAUUUUAAAUCUUGAAGCUUGACCUUCUGCUUAACUUUGCAUUUUAGGUGUAGGCAAACUGUUAUUUUUUCCAGAUUCCUUGCUGAUAAAAUGAUUCUGCUAAAGGACAGUGUGGUAUUUCUGGAGUUGGAGAAGUUGCCAACGCAAAAAAAACUGGUAUAACCUUGAGCAGUCUUGUUCCUUGAAAAUUAGCUCUUGUAGAAUGUGACACAAAGUAAAUCAUAAAUAAACACUAGAUAAAUCUUAUUUAUCAGCAAAGAUCUUUCAUGAGGCUGUAGAAAAUCUAGAACUAAAGGUUUUCUCUAUUAUACUGUCUAGAGAAACCAAGAGAGUGUGUGUUAAGAGAACAUUGGAUUAUAGGGCAGGAUACUGCAGGGUCUUUUUAGUCAAUUAGGUUAGCCUAUAACCUUUUGAAAUCCGUUGCCACUAUAGCCCAGUAUCCCUAUCAAAAAGAAGCAAGAUUAGGAGCCUGAAUUCUUUUCUUGUAAACUAAGUUAUUAAUAGCUAGUAUUUUUCCCAUCUCUGUGUCUUGCUUUUUGUAUUGUAUGGGGACUUAGUGAAAUUGAGAAGUAGGUUCUUGUAGCUAGCUCAAUGACUUAAGAGUCAAAUGGACAGAAUUCCAUUAUUAUUGGAGUAAAUAUUGCUUUAUCAGAUCCUAAUAAUGCUUUUACCUUUGGCCUUCCUAAAAAAGAACCCGAGAACUGUGAUUUUUCUAUAUCUUUCCCUGUCCUAAAUAGGAACUUCUGUGGAAAAUAUAAACUCACUUUCCUAAAUCUUUGCUUAUUUGUUGCAAAUGUAUAAACGAUAAAUGUAGGUGAGAAGCCCCAAUUUAUAUCUUAAGGAGUCCCAAAUAUAUUUAAAAAGGAUUGAGGUGAAAAUUUAAAAUUAGGCAGAAGCGAGUUGAACUGUAGUAUUCCCAGAGAAACCCCUCUUUUUGCCAUAUUGAAAUGCAGUGGUCCCCAGUUACACUGGAAUUGCUGCACACUCCCUUCUCACUGAGAUGGAGAUGAUACUGGGUGGUGACUGUAUUAUGAUUUUUUUAAUUGUCAAAUGAUGAAAAACAUUGCAAAAACAAGUCAAAUAAAGAUAUUUAAGAUGUGUUUCUUUUUGAUAAAUUUGCUGCUUGCAGGGGUUGGAGAAGUAUUAGUGGGAAUAAAUUAUCUCAGUUCCAAUGAUUUAUUCCUUUCUAUCAUAGCUUUACAAAUGGCUGUUGAGACCCAUUACCUGCAAUUCCUCAACUUUUAUGAUCAAGAACUCUAAAAUUUCUUUAUCAAUUCUUAGCCUGUUAUAAUUCAUUCUCCCUAUGUAUCACCCCUCCUGAAUCUAUUAUUUGACUUUAAAUAGCCUCUAGUCUCUUCAUUCCCCAGUACCCCUCCAGGUUAUUACCCCAUUUUGAUUUAUUUUCCUUGCUCAACAUUACUCUGUUCUCUACUUUUGAAUCCAUCUCUUUUUUGUUCUAUUGCUGAUCAUGUUUUUCCAAACUAGUCUAUUUCUACUAUCCACCUUCUCUGAUCUUAUAUUGGAAGAAAUGACGUUCCCAUGCUGAUUGAUCCAUUACAAGCCUCCCCUCCCCCCUUUUUUUUCAUUUUAAUUGGGUCCUCACUGAAGUAAUUUAUUCUCAAUUGAUUCUCACACUGUCUCAAAUUUUUCCUACUCUUCUCAAGCCUCUAAUACCACUCUUCUUUCUACUAUCCCAGCAAAAGCAAUAGAGAUGAUUCUCUUUACUACUUUACCUUAUCAGAUGAACAGAAGAGAAAAAGGAUAAAUGUUGGAAAAACUAUGGGGAAAUUGGGGUACUAAUGCACUGUGGGUAAACUUGUGAACUGAUCCAGCCAUUCUGGAGAACAAUUUGGAAGUAUGCUCAAAAGGUUAUAAACACCAUAUUAUUAGGUCUCUUCCAAGGAGAUCAAAAAAGGAGGGAGGAAGGACUUAUUUGUACAAAAAUAAAGCAGUUUUUUUUUUUUUUUAUGGUGGCAAUAUAUAAUUCUGCUUUUUAGCAAAUCUGUUUUAUAAUAUGUCAUGGAAUGUUUUUCCUUUAAGGCUCAAAGCUUUUAGAAAAGAGAAACUCAAGGGACAUAAUUUUUAGUGGGGGAUUAGGGAUGAUGGUUCUACAAUGAAAAAAAUUACCUGGGGCAGACAAUUGCAUAGUCCUAAAUUUAACAGUGAAACAGCUGAACUAAGAUCUUAGCUGAUGGAUUUAGAAUUGGAAAGGACCUUAGAGAUCAUGGAUCAACUGAGGCCCAGAAUCAUGCAGAUAACAAAUGACAAGUUGAUAUUUGAAUGCAAAGAAAAAAAUGAGAGCUCUUUAGUGAAUCUAUUUUAUAAUAUAUCAAUUUAUAAUAUUUUGUAAUUAUAUAUCUUAUUUUAUACUAUUUCAAGGUGUGUGUGUUUCUUUGAAGGUUCAAAGCUUUUAGAAGAUAGAAACCCAGGAGAUGUAACUUUUUAGUGAGGGUUUAGGAAUAAUGGUUCUACAAUGGAAAAAAAUACCAGGGACAGACAGUUGCAUAAUCCUAAAUUUAACAAGUAGAAAUCAUGGAUCAACUGAAACCUAGAGAGGUAAAUGUCAUGCAGUCAACAAGUAACAUGUUCAUUAUUUGAAUAGAAGGUGGGGGAAAAUGAGAAUAUUAAAAAAAUAUAUUUUUUUAAGUUUUCUAUAUCAGGCCGGUGUAAUGUCCUAUGCAAGAAUGGCAUUAGGAAGAGAGGAGAGAGGCAAGAGAUAUUGCAAAAAGGAAACUCAUGAGGGAGAGAGAAUAGAUGAUAACCCAUGUUAAUAAACAUGGGAGAUAGUAUUUAAUCUGAAGGUAGACAGUUGCUUCAAAGUAAAGCAGGCUCAUUAGCUUCUGAUUGUAGUAAAUUACCAUCACUGUCCAACAUAUACAAGGGCAUGAAUAUAAGAGUACAUAUGCAUGACUUUAAGAAUUCAUCAUGACAUCUAAUGUUAAAAUGGUGAAGUGAGGAAGGAAUCUUCUGAAGUCCUCCAAACAACUAGCAAUUCCCCUCCAAACAAGUAAAAAACACCUCAGAAUUGAGUUACUUACAACUAAGUAGACUAUAAAUCCAGGAGAGAUAAUAAAAGAAUAAUUGGAGCAGCUAGAUGGCACAGUGGAUAGAGCACCAGGUCUGGAAGUUGGGAGGAACUGAGUUCAAAUCUGGCCUCAGACACAACACUUCCUAGCUGUAUUGAUCCUGGGCAAGUCACUUAACCCCAAUUGCCUCGACAACAACAAAAAAGAAGACUAUCUUGAAGCUAUUAUUAUUAAAAAAAAAAAAAAAAAAAGCCUGGACAACAUUUUUCAUGAAAUUAUCAAAGAAAAUUGCCCUGAUAUAUUAGAACUAGAGGGCAAAAUAGAAAUGUAAGUAUCCACCAAUCACCACCUUCAAGAGAUCCCAAAAUGAAAAUUCCCAGGAACAUCAUAGUUAAAUUCCAAAGCUUAUAGAUCAAGAUGAAAGUAUUAUAAGCAGCCAAAAAGAAAUAAUUCAAAUAUCUUGGAGCUACAGUCAGGAUUACACAGUAUUUAGCAGCAUCCUCAUUAAAGAGGAAUAAAGAGCAUCCUCAUUAAAUAUGAUAUACUAGAAGACAAAGGAGUUAGGAUUACAACCAAGAAUCACCUAUUCAGCAAAUCUAAAUAUAAUCUUUCGAGGGGGGAGGGGGAAAAAGGGGAGAGGGAAAGAUAUUUAACAAAAUAGAGGAUAGAGGAUUUUCAAGCAUUUCUCAUUAAAAGAGCAGAGUGGAAUGUAAAAUUUGACCUCCAAAUACAAGUCUCAAGAGAAAUAUAAAAAGGUUAAAAAAAAAAUGAAAGAAAACAAUUCAAUAAAGUUAAAUUUGUUUCUAUAUGGCAAGAUAAUAUAUGUAAUCCUUAACAACUUUAUUAUUAUAAGAGUAAAUAAGAGUAUUUCUAGACAGAGGAUGUGGAUAAUAAUAACUUGAUGAAAUUAUAACUCAAGAAAAUAAAAUGAAGAGAAAGAAAUUUGCACUGAAAAAAAGAAAGAAAAUUGUACUGAGGGAGAUUGAAUGGGAUAGAUUAUUCCACAUAAAAGAGGCAUGAAACAGCUAUUAUAAUGAUGAGGAAGUUGGGAGUGGAGAUGGACAAAGCUUAAAACUUACUUUCUUCAAAAUUGGCCUGGUGAAAGAAUAAUAUCCAAUUGGAUACAAAAAUCUAUCUUAAUUUAUAAGGAAUUAAAAAAGGUUGGGGAUAAUAGGAGAGGGAAGGGAGACUGAUCAUGGGGGAUAUAUAUUGGGGAGAGUUGUGAUCAAAAAUAAAAUACUUGUAGGGAAAGAAAAGAUAGAUGGGUAAGAAAAGAGUGGGGAUAAACAAGUAGAAAAUAACAUGAAGGCAAAUAGAUAGUUAUAACUCUGAAUGUAAAUGGGAUGAACUCACCCAUGAAAUGGAAAUGAAUAGCAAAACAGAUUAAAAAAUUAGAAUCCUACAAUAUGUACGUUUGCAAGAAACAUUUGAAGGAGAGAAAUAUAGGGUAAAAGUAAGGGGCUUAAAAUCUAUUAUGCUUCAGCUGAAGCAAAGAAAGCAAUGUAAUAAUUGUAAUUGCAGACUAAACCAAAAAUAGUUCUAAUUAAAAAAGAUAAGGAAAUCAUAUGUUGCUGAAAGGUAUUUUGGACAAUAAAAAUUGAAUGAGUUACAGAAAAAAAUAGAUAAUAAAACUAUAUUAGUGGGAGAACUCAACUUUUCCUCUCUCAGAACUAGAUAAAUCUAACCAAAAAAAUAAACAAGAAAAAAGUUAACAAGGUGAAUAAAACUUUGGAAAAGUUAGAUAUAUAUCAUAGAUCUCUGGAGAAAAGUGAAUGGGAAUUAAAAGAAUAAAUCUUUUUUCUAAAUAGUACAUAGUACCUAUACAAAAACUGUAGGACAUAAAAACCUUACAACCAAAUGCAGAAAAGCAGAAAUAGUAAAUACAUCCCUUUCAGUUCAUAAGGUGAUAAAAAUUACAUUCAAUAAUGGACAAAGGGAAAUUAAAAAUUAAUUGGAAAUUAAUCAUAAAAAGUGGGUCAAAGAACAAAUGAUAAAAACAAUUGAUAAUUUCAGUAAAGAAAAUGACAACAAUAAGGCAACAUGCCAAAAUUUGUGAGAUAUAGCCAAAACAGUACUUAGAGGAAAACUUAUAUAUUUAAUUGUUUACAUUAAUAAAAUAGAAAAAAGAUGAGAUCAGUGAAUUGGGCAUUCAAAUAAAAAAAAAACUAGAAAGAGAACAAAUUAAAAAUCCCCAAUUAGACACAAAAUUAGAAACCAUGAACAUCAAAGGAGAAAUUAAUAAAAUUGAAAGUUAGAAAAUCAUCAAACUAAUGAGUAAAACUACUGGUUUUAUGGGGGAGGGAGAAGAGAAUAAUAAAAUUGAUAAACUUGUUAAUUUGAUUUUAAAAAGGAAAGAAGAAAUUCAAAUUAAUAUCAAAAAUAAAAGGGGCAGAUUCGCCACCAAUAAAGAGAAAAUAAAGAUAAUAGUUAGGAGCUCUUUUGUCCGAUUUUAUGCCAAUACAUUUGACAAUUUAAGUGAAAUGCAUGAAUAUCUAUAAAAUAUAAAGUACCGAAAUUAACAGAAAAAAUAAACUAUAUAAAUAACCAAAUCUUAUUAAAAAAAAUAUUGAAUAAGCUAUCAGUGAACUUCUUAAGACAAAAUCCCCAAGACCAAAAGGAUUUGCAAGCAAAUUCUUCCAAACGUUUAAAGAACAAUUAAUUCCAGUACUACAGAAAUUAUUUGAAAAAAUAGGUGGAAAAGGAAUCCUACCAAAUUCCUUUUAAGACACAAAUGUGGUGCUGAUACCCAAACCAAGAAGAAUCAAAAUGGAGAAAGUUAUAAACCAGUUUCUCUUAAUGAAUACUGAUGUAAAAAAAUUUAAAUAUCAGCAAAGAUCAUACAUUAUGAUCAGGUGGAUUUAUAUCAGGACUGCAGGAGUGGUUCAAAAUUUGGAAAACUAUCAGCAUAACUGAUCCUAUCAAUAACAAAACCAACAAAAAAUCAUAUAAUUAUUUCAAGAUGCAGAAAAAUCCUUUGACAAAACUAAGCAUCCAUUCAUAUUAAAAUCCCUGUAGAGCACAGGAAUAAGUAGAGCUUACCUUAAAAUAAGUACUACUUAUCUAAAGUUCUUCCACACGCAUUGUUUGUAAUGGGGAGAAGCUAAAAGUCUUUCUAGUAUAAUCAGAGGUAAAGCAAGGAUACCCAUUAUCACCUCUAUUAUUUAAUAUUGUUCUAGAAAUGUUAUAUUAAUAAGAGAAGAAAAAGAAAUUAAAAUUAGAAUACUCAAUGAGAAAACAAAACUAUUAUUCUUUGCAGAUGAUAUAUUAUGCUUAGAAAAUCCUAUAGAAUCAACUAAAAAAACUGAAACUAUUAAUAACUUUAAUAAAGUUGCAGGAUGCAAAAUAAACCCACAUAAAUUAUUAGUCAUUUUUUAUAUUACCAACAAAGUUCAUCAGCAAGAGAAAGAGAAAUUCCAUUUAAAAUAACUGGAGAUCAUUUAAAUACUUGGGAUUUUACCUGAUAAGACAAAUCCAAGUACUAUAUGAGCAUAACUAUAAAACAUUUUUCACACAAAUAAAGUCAAAUCUUAACAAUUGGACACAUAUUACUCAUGGAUAGGUUGAGCUAAUAUAAUAAAAAUGACAAUUCUGCCUAAAUUAAUAUAUUCAGCAUCAUACCAAAGUAUCAAAAAAGUAUUUUAUAAAGCUAGAAAAAAUAGUAUCAAAAUUCCUCUAGAAGAACUCCAGGAUAUGAAGGGAUUCAAUGGGAAAAAAAAAAUGUGAAAGAAAGUGGUCUAGCCAUAACAUCUCAAACUAUUAUAAAACAGUAGUUAUUAAAAUAACUUGGUACUGGCUAAGAAAUAGAAUGAUGGAUCAAUGAAAUAGAUUAGGUAUAAAUUGUAUUAUGGUAAACCCAAGAUUUUAAAGCCAAAAACUCAUUGCUUAACAAAAGCUAUUAGGAAAAUGAAAAACAGUAUGUAAACACUAAAUAUAGACCAACAUCUCACACUGUGUGCUAAGAUAAGGUUAAAAUGGGAAUAUACACAUAAAAAAUUAGAAUGGAAUAAUUUAUCUACAGAUUUAUAGAUAAGGAAAUAAUUUAGAACCAAAUAAUAUAAAGCAUUACAAGAUGUAAAAUAGAUCAUUUUAAUUAUAUAAAAUUUUAAAAAUUUUACAAAACAAAAUACAAUCAAAAUUAUAAGAAAAGCAGAAAAAUAGGAUCGGGAUGAAUUUUGUUACCAGUAUCUCUGAUAAAAAUCUUAUCUCCCAAAUAGUAAAAGAACUGAAUCAUAUUUUUAAAAAUAUGUCAUUCCCCAUUUGAUAAAUGUUCAAAGGAUAUGAACAAUCAGUUUUCAAACAAAUAAAUCAAUACUCUUUAUAGUUAUAGGAAAAACAUUCUCUAAAUCAUUAUUGAUCAGAGAAAUGCAAAUUAAAACAUCUCUGAGAUGCUGCCUCACACCUUCAAAGUGGCUAAUAUGGCAAAAGGACAUGUUAGAUGUUGAAGGGAAUGUGGAAAACUGGAUCACUAAGGCACUAUUGCUGGAGUUGUGAACUAAUCCAACUAUUCUGGUGAGCCAUUUGGGACUUUGCUCUAAGGGCUACAAAAAUUUCUAAGGGCUAUAUAAAAAAUAUACCUUUCAAUUUAGCAGUGUCACUACUGGAUCUAUAUCCCCAAAAUAUCUCCCCCCACUAAAAAAAGGGAAAGGAGCCUAUUUGUACAAAAAAUAUUUAUAGCAGCUUUUUGUGGUAGCUAAGAAUUGGAAAUCAAAGGGAUGCCCAUCAAUUAGGAAAUGGCUAAAUAAGUUGUAAUAUAUGAUUAUAAUAGAAAUUAUUAUAAGAAAUUACAAGGAUAAUGUCAGAAAAACCUGGAAUUGCUUAAAUGAACUUAUGUAUAAUGACAUUUCAGGACAUUAUAUAUUAUACACAGCAAUAGCAAUAUUACACAAUGAAAAACUAUGAAAUAAUUUAGCUAUUCUCAGUAGUACAAUGAUUUUAAGACAAUCCCAAAGGACUUAAAGCAUCUUCCUGAGUUCAAAUCUGGCCUCAGAUAGUUCCUAGCUGUGUAACUCUGGGCUAGUCACUUAAUGCUGUUUGCCUCAGUUACCUCAUAUGUAAAAUGAGCUGGAGAAGGAAAUGGUAAACCAUUCUAGUAUCUCUGUCAAGAAAAUCCCAAAUGAACUAUGCUCAAAAAGUUAACAAACUACAUACCCUUUGACCCAGCAGUGUUACUACUAGGCUUAUAUCCCAAAGAAAUCUUAAAGGAGGAAAAGGGACCCACAUGUCCAAAAAUGUUUGUGGAAGUCCUUUUUGUAGUAGCAAGAAACUGGAAACUGAGUGGAUGCCCAUAAGUUGGGGAAUGGCUGGAUAAAUUAUGGUAUAUGAAUGUUAUGGAACAUUAUUGUUCUGUAAGAAAUGACCAACAGGAUGAUUUCAGAGAGGCUUGGAGAAUCUUACAUGAACUGAUGCUAAGUGAAAUGAGCAGAACCAUGAGAUUGAUGUACAUGGCAACAAGACUACAUGAUGAUCAAUUCUGAUGGAUGUGGUUGUCUUCAACAAUAAGAUGAUUCAAACCAGUUCCAAUUGUUCAGAAAUAAAGAGAGCCAUCUACACCCAGAGAGAGGACUAUGGGAACUAAAUGUGGACCUCAACAUAGCAUUUUCACUCUUUCUGUUAUUAUUUACUUGCAUUUUUGGUUUCUUUCUCAAGUUUUUUUUUCCUUCCUAGAUCUGAUUUUUCUUGUGCACAAAAUAACUGUAUAAAUAUUCAUACAUAUAUUGGAUUUAACAUAUAUUUUAACAUAUUUAACAUGUAUUAGACUACCUCAUCUGAAGGAGGGGCUGGGGAGAAGGAAGGAAAAAUUUAGAACAGAAGGUUUUGCAAGGAUCAGUGUUGAAAAAAUUACCCAUGUAUAUGUUUUGUAAAUAAGAAAAUUCCAAAUGGAAUCACCAAGAGUCAGAGAUGACUGAAGUUACAGAACAACAUCAUCAACAAAGAAGAAGGCAUUGAAAGAAACAGAUGAUAGAGAGAAAGGAAGAGAAGUAAAAAAGCAUGGUGUCUCUGAAACCAUGGGGAAAACAGUAUUAAAUAAGAAGUAGUCAGUAAUGUCAAAAGUUGCAGGCAGAUCAUGGUUUAUGAUGACUAAAAAAUGGCCAUUGAAAAUCAACUAAUGUAACAAGAACAAGAGCCAGGAAAAUGACAUUAUGACAAGAACAUUGCAAAUGGAAAAAACAGCCACCAAAAGCCAAGUCCCAAAGAAGAGAUAUGAAAAGAAACCUCUUUACAUUACUGUGCAUAGGUUGGAGGGAUACAGGAGUGUAUCCCUGAGUAUAAUGUCAUAUUUUUCAAUGUAUAGAUUGGUUUUGUGUACUUUGCCCCUUCUCUUUAUAGUUUUUCUUUGAUUAAAAAAAAAAAGUCUGCUUUA
This is a messenger RNA of Antechinus flavipes (yellow-footed antechinus), 12645 nucleotides long. RefSeq names its product zinc finger protein 572 (gene ZNF572). The record is from RefSeq and is a predicted model, not a curated record. The transcript is spliced from 3 exons. The coding region runs from base 1347 to 2906 and encodes 519 amino acids. Gene Ontology annotation, molecular function: DNA-binding transcription repressor activity, RNA polymerase II-specific; RNA polymerase II cis-regulatory region sequence-specific DNA binding. Gene Ontology annotation, biological process: negative regulation of transcription by RNA polymerase II. NCBI's taxonomy places the organism in Eukaryota, Metazoa, Chordata, Mammalia, Dasyuromorphia, Dasyuridae.